UGAAACACUUAGCUCUUGACUACCACUUCGUCAGAAACCAUGUCCAAGCAGCUAACAUUCGUGUCUCACACAUCCACUCUACUGAUCAGCUUGCUGACGCACUCACCAAACCGCUACCAAGACCCCGCUUUGCCUCACUCUGUAUCAAGAUCGGUCUCGCUACUCCUCGUCCGUCUUGAGGGGGCGUAUGGGACUAUGGAAAGUCUUGAUGCUCACUCCUCUGAUUAUGCACAAUAUAUUCUUUCAUUAACUCCGUAUAUAGCCUUACCAAACCUGUACAUUCUCUCUUGUAUAAAACAGAGCAUUGCUCUUGUCAAUAAGAAUCAUCUAAUUCCAUAAUCCAAUAAUAGUAUCCACAAUUGGAAUCUAUUCUAUUAUGAUAAAAUCGAAAAUAAGAAUCCUAUUUGAGCAUUAUUGUAACGUGUAGACACUAUAACGAUUUGGCUAUCUACCUUGAUUCGAAAUUUGUAUUACUUACAAGUAGAUUUUCCUUCCAACUUGCUAUAUAUCUUCUGAGAAUAUAUCUAAAUAAAAACAGGGAAAAAAUAAAGGGAAUAUAAACUAGAACAUGGAAGGGUUUGAUUGAAGAUAAUCACAUGUGAGAAAUGAAUAUAAGGCGUACACAACACAAGUUUCUGUUUGUGUGUACUGAAUGUCUCAAGUUAACAAUAGCUUUUGGCAAAAGAAAAAUGAACUUGAAGUUUUGUUUUCAAUAUUUCUUGGUUAGAAGUUAUUACAAUGUUGUUUUUAAAGAAACAUAAUCAAUUGUUGUUUUACUAGCUAAUGUUGUCUUAGAAUGUGCUGUGUGCUUUACUUUGACUCGUUGUAGUCUAAACCCUACUUUUGCAAGUUGGAUUUUCAAGCUCAGUAGCAUGUUUUGUUUUCACUUACAUCAAUUGUCAAUUUAUAUAAUAUAUUACUCUGGCAUGUGUUCUUGAUGCGACUUUUGAAACAUGUAUGAAGUGAUAAGCUAAGUAAAAGAAGAAGAGAUUAAUACAUCAUAAGGAGAGAUGCUACACGAGCUGGUGUAGAGAAGUACAAAAGACAGAUAGUAUUUACAUUAGCAUAACUUAUGAGUUAUGGCUACAUGCAGAAAUAUCAACGAAAGAAAGGUGCGCUAUGAGAGAUUAAUUCAUGUUAAAAAUUUGUAACAUGAUCUAACAAACCGAUGUAUGUCUUGUGUUUGUGGAGAUGCGGCUUUUACAUUUAGGGAUGCCUUAGAGUCUUGUACAUAGAGUAUGCUAUGUUAUUUACUCUGAAUUUCCAUUUGCAUAAAAUGAACUUUAUAUAAAUACGCAGAAAAUGUCGAAUCUUUCAUAUUUUCUGGCAAGAAAAGAUAAUAUGAUCCAUAAAUUAAAAUGUAUAAUCUAGUAUACGGUCGAUUAUCAGUUUAUCACUCUUUAUGCUGCCCAACAAGGAAAACAAAACACAGAGAUUGAAAAUGUCUUAAGAGAGCUGGCUGGCCCAUAGAUAUCAGAGACAAACAAAGCCCGAGUGCUUGAACCUAAUGAAUGGAUCUCGCAUCUAUAAACUUGAAAUAUAAUAAAAUUUUACAUUAAUUUGAUUUCAUAAGUUUUAUAAAUUUCGUAUUUAGUUGGAUUAUUUUAUAUAAAUAUAAAUUUUAGCUGAAUGAGUUUUUGCCUAAUGCGGAUCGAACCCGAACAUCGGAAAGCUAAUAGCAUUUUCUUUAUCACUGAACCCUCAACGUUGGGAAAAAAAGUGAUAAACCCUCAACGUUCGGAAAAAAAAAAAAGGUAAUUAUUAUUACCUUGUUUUUUGAUAAGAAUCAAGAGACGACAUCAAAGGUCCGAGGUAUCAAAGAGAGAGAGAGAGAUAGGAGGUACCAAAGCUGUUUCGAACACUGGAUCCCCAAGUGGAAAGGUCAUAACCACAACCAACUGGACCAGGUUCGCUUUGGUAGCAACAGACUUGUACCAAAAACACAAAUAGCAAUAAACCAAAUCAAAACCAAACUGAACUUCAAACAAAACAGGACCGCCAUUUGGUUUUCAGCUCCUAUAAAACACAAAAAAAAAACUGAACCAAAACCAAACCAUAAUCCGGUUUACGACAAAACCAACGCAGAACGAAACAAACACUCUGUCCGAAGUGGAGGGUCUCACACGUUAUCGAGGUUCCAUCGUUUUACUACUCUGCCGUAUCAAUGGCGAGCAUCAUCAGAAGGCCGUUAAACUUAACGGCAGCCGUCCGGUUUCGACUUACUCCGUUACUUCCGUUCUCCGGAAGUUCUUGUUCCGUUAACUCGAACCCGACUCGCUGCUCUGAGUUAAUCAAAGUCCCGAGUUUAGUCGAAGGCUGCGACUACAAGCACUGGCUGGUGCUCAUGAAGCCUCCCAAAGGAUACCCACCUCGAAACGACAUCGUCCAAAGCUUUGUCAAAACCCUAUCCAUGGCUCUUGGGAGCGAAGAAGAAGCUAAGAGAUCGAUUUACUCUGUUUCCACAAAGUACUAUUACGCAUUUGGAUGCAGGGUUCAUGAACCUUUGACUUAUAAGAUUAGAUGUAUUGUCACAUAUCCUUCAAAAAUCUUAUUUUUUUUUUAUAUUUUAGUUUUGUUGGAAAAUGCUGUAAAACUGUGGUUAAUGUGUUUGGUUGCAGCUCUGCCUGAUGUUAGAUGGGUUCUGCCAGAUUCAUAUGUAGUGGAUGGUGACUGUGGAUAUGGAGGAGAGCCGUUCGUUGAUGGGGAGGUUGUCUCAUACGAUGAGAAGUACCAUGCGGACUGGCUACGAGAUCAAACUGAUGAGGAUGCUAUAAUAGUUAAAAAGAAGCCUAGGAGGAAAAGAAACAAGUAGAUUUAGUAUUUGGAAGUCUUCUUACAUUAUUAUAGAGCUACUCAAACCUUAUGCGUCUUCUAGUGUUACUACCAUGAGCUACUGUAAAGAAUCCUAGGUGUAAUGUUAGUGGGGAGUUUUUAUAUUAUAUAUGGAGGUUUUAUGUUUCAGUUGAUGAUAAAAAAGUUGAAAUAAAACUGAUGAUGUAAGCCAAAUAGCCAAUGCUAGUACUAGAUACGUAAUGUUUUACUAGAUAUAUGUAAUAGUCAAUGAUACACUUUGACUAUUCAUUACAAUUCAUUGUAUUGCUUCAGUUUUCUGUUAGUGA
Molecule: messenger RNA, 3119 nt
Organism: Brassica rapa (field mustard)
Lineage: Eukaryota; Viridiplantae; Streptophyta; Magnoliopsida; Brassicales; Brassicaceae
Product: multiple organellar RNA editing factor 7, mitochondrial
Biological process (GO): mitochondrial mRNA modification; cytidine to uridine editing
Cellular component (GO): mitochondrion
Source: RefSeq, a predicted model, not a curated record